GGAGAGGGUAGGGAGUGCGCCCUUGGGCGUCGGAGUGCUGGCGCCCUGGACAAGUCGGCCCCCGGCGACCCGCUUGGUGGCCGGUACUUGCCCUCUCGAGCGAACCGUCAACACCUGCAAGACACCUGCGGUAGAGCGUUUCAAAUAAACCCGUUGGGAGAGCCGAUCUGCGGGAGUGAGAGAUGGAUACCAACUCAAAAGACAGCGAGCCUCUUGAAAUCAACGAGUCUGCUAUUCCUGGUGCUGAAAGUACCUCUUUAAUUUUGGGAAAUGGGAAGCUUGUAACUCCUCACAAGCAUGCGCCUGAAGGGACUCCUAAUGGUGGCACACCAGAUACUUUUAAGUCACCCUUGGACUUUGCCACAGUAACAGUAGAGCAACUGGGAAUUACACCUGAAAGCUUUGUAAAGAACUCUUCAGGAAAGUCACCAUCCUCCCUGAAAAAAUCCAGACGACGCUCUACAAUUGGUGCUCGGGGCUCCCCUGAAACAAACCAUCUUAUUCGUUUCAUUGCUCAGCAGCGGAAUUUAAAGAACAUGGAGAAAUCUUUGACACAGAAUUCCCCUUUUCUGGGCAGUCCUAUACUGCAUCGAAAUGUUAAUUCUUUAAGAGAGCGAAUGUCCGCCUUCCAGUCAGCUUUUCACUGCAUCAAGGAGAAUGAAAAAAUGACUGACUUCCCCGAAGUCUCAGAGGCAGAAGGAGAAGUCACGACAACAGGCUUGACCAAAAAGGAAAGGCUUGGGCAGUGUCCACAGUUUGAGUUCUCUGCAGAUUUAUCUUCCAAACGUCGAAGGAUAUCCUCUCAGAGCAGCUCUGAUGAAAAUCUCCCUGACGCAGUUGAUCUCCAGAUAUCCCGUAGAGCCCCUUCUCCUAAUACAGGCACAAUGUGUGCUGUUGAAACUUCUCCUGCAGAUUUUUCUGAGAAAUCUUUUGAAUCUGGUUUAACGCAGUCUGGAUAUUUAGUUGAAGAGUCUGUUUCACUUUCAGAUCUCACAGAAGCUUCAAGUGGAGUCAAGGUUGCUGAGUGUGUAGAGGGCGAAAGGUCAAGUGUUGCUGUUUCCCUUGACAACUUGACGGAAGUGAGCACAGACACCACUCCUGAAGGCAGGUCACUGGUCACUCCACUCUGCAAGAGGGACGUUGCAUCCUCUGAGACCUUCAUACUUCGUUCGGUGCUAAAGAAACCCUCUGUUAACCUGUUUCUAGAAAGCCUGCAGGAACACUGUGACAAUCUCUGUGAUGAUGGGACUCAUCCGAGCUUAAUCUCAAAUCUUGCAAACUAUUGCAAAGAACAAACAACAGAAGGUCAAGAAAAUUGUAAAGUGCCAGCCUUUCUAAAUGUCAGGAAGAGGAAGAGAGUUACUUUUGGAGAGGAUCUAAGCCCUGAGGUGUUUGAUGAGUCUUUGCCAGCAAAUACUCCAUUGCGUAAAGGAGGAACACCCGUUCGCAAAAAGGAUUUGAGUAAUGUCAGUCCCCUGCCACUCGAGCAAUCACCAGUUCCUGCACAGUUAUCACAACCAGAUUUUGAUGACAAGGGAGAGAAUCUUGAAAACAUAGAACCUCUUCAGGUGUCAUUUGCCGUUCUGAGUCCUCUUAAUAAGUCUUCAAUCUCUGAGACUCUUUCAGGCGUUGAUACCUUUAGUUCUUCAAAUAACCAUGAGAAAACAGCCUCCCAUAAAGUUGGUAGAAUAACACGGGCCUCUAACCGAAGAAGUCAAUUGAUCACUUUUGCAGAAGAGGAGGUUUGCAACUUACUUCAUACAGAAGCUCAGCCCUGUAAAGAAAAGAAAAUGAAUAGGAGGAAAUCUCAGGAAAGCAAGCACACAGAAAGAGCGCGUCCUAAAAAGAACCAAGCUUUAAAAAGUUGCAGAAAGAAGAAAGCAAAGGGAAAGAAAACUAUUCAAAAGUCUUUAUACGGGGAAAGAGACAUCGCUUCCAAGAAGCCGCUCCUAAGUCCUAUUCCCGAGCUGCCUGAGGUCUCGGAGAUGACGCCUUCCGCCCCAGGCGCCGGAACGAUGCGUUCAGAUGAUUUCGACUCCAGUGGUGAACUUCAAGAAGCAAAGCUUCCUCAAAGGAAGCCUCAGAAGCCAGAUUUGCAGAUGAGUCAAGGUUUUAAUAAGUACGAUCUGUCUGCACUCUGCAGCUCUCACACCAAACGUUCCUCCCCGCUUAUUAACGCUACUUUAGAGCAAGAUUUAGAUAUAAAUACCGUAGAAGCUAGUACACGUAAAACUCUUCCAAGAGCGGAAAUUAAGUCAGAAAGUGAAAAUGACCUGAAAGCUGGCUCUGAGAAUGAGAGCAGUCGUGUUUCCUGUGGUUCUGUGACCGCAAAGGUCCCGGCAUCCGAUGAUGCGGGAUCCAGUAUUAUCCUGCCGUCCCGGGAAUUGGCUGCCGCUGGCCAAAAUGUGGAAAACCUUUUUCAGAUCUUUAAAAUUUCGGAAGAUGUGAACAUAAAGUAUGAAAAGCAGGAUGACUCUGUUACAGCUCCAGAAGGGAAACCGCCGACCACACGUGUAAUGUCUGGCUUACAAAAAGACGUCUUCCUUGACAAUAUGAAAGAAAGUACAAAUCCGAGCGAGGGUUCGGGAGGCAGCUGCGCAGAGAGUGAAAGCACUGGUACGAACGGGGGAGGAAAGAAGCAUAGAAGACGCUCUAUGUGUUACUCUGGCGGCCAGAGUUUCGAUUCGGAAAAAAACGGAAAUCCCAAACCUCCCUACCUGGUGAGCAGCCCUGUAGAAAUUGGUUUAGAAAAUUCUGAACUCUAUAAAGAUUUAUCUGACUCCAUAGAGCAGACCUUUCAGAGAACGAGUAGGGAAACAAAAGUAAGACGGAGCACCAGGCUGCAGAAGGAUCUGGAAGAGGAAGGGCUCGUCUGGAUCUCACUUCCAUUUCCUUCCGCUUCCUGCACUUCCCAAAGAAUGAAAAGGAGAACAAUAUGCACAGUGGACAGCAGAGGCCUUGAAAGCGUGGCCCUCUGUAAAGACCCCAGGUCUUCUGGACACACCCCGAGCAUGGCACCCCCCGUGUCGGGUAAAGACAGGGAGGGCUUGGCCGCCAGUGCGGCCGGUUUACCUGGGAGGAGGAGGAAGAGCUUGUGGACGUCCGCACCCGUGAACGCAAAAGGUCCCAUUCUGGCAAAAUGCUGCAAGAGAAGAAGCUCUCUCCCCCAGAGCGGAGAGAGCUCUCUAAGGGACGUCCAAGGAGUCGGGCACGUCGGGAACUAAAGCGGUAACUGGCAUUUCCUGAAGAACGUUCGGGGCCGCAGAGAAGGUAAACCCCCCACCCCAUGCUCAGAACAUUUCUUUCACCCCGCCUCUCCUCCCCUGUUAAAAGUUCCAAAUAAAAUCAUUUGACUUGAA
Molecule: messenger RNA, 3359 nt
Organism: Prionailurus viverrinus (fishing cat)
Lineage: Eukaryota; Metazoa; Chordata; Mammalia; Carnivora; Felidae
Gene: CDCA2
Product: cell division cycle associated 2
Exons: 15
Coding region: 183-3224 (1013 amino acids)
Biological process (GO): regulation of mitotic nuclear division; regulation of chromosome segregation
Cellular component (GO): nucleus; chromosome
Source: RefSeq, a predicted model, not a curated record